This is a messenger RNA of Tripterygium wilfordii, 2409 nucleotides long. Its product is annotated as probable tRNA (guanine(26)-N(2))-dimethyltransferase 2. Gene Ontology annotation, biological process: tRNA N2-guanine methylation. Bases 143 to 1882 code for a protein of 579 amino acids. Lineage: Eukaryota; Viridiplantae; Streptophyta; Magnoliopsida; Celastrales; Celastraceae. Gene Ontology annotation, cellular component: nucleus. The transcript is spliced from 12 exons. The record is from RefSeq and is a predicted model, not a curated record. Gene Ontology annotation, molecular function: RNA binding.
UAAGAAGUAAAGUUUGUAACUUCCAUGUACUAAUUGCAGCACAAAAUCUAAAGCCACUAAAGAGUAAGAGUAUCGCAGCAAAGCAGGAGUUUCUAUAAAGCAAGACGAAAAAGAAUUACAGGUGUAUGUAAAAGCGGUAUCAAUGUCAAUCGAUCUCAAUGAUUUCACCGUUGUCAAGGAAGGAGAGGCUGAGAUUCUGAUGCAUGCCAAAAAUGAAGUGUUCUUCAAUAAAGCACAGGUUAACAACCGAGAUUUGUCUAUUGCUGUCUUGAGGACAUUUAUACCCAAACGCCAACAGGAGCAUGAGGCAAUGUCGUUGAAAAGAGCAAAAUCGACCCCAAAGAAUUAUGAGAAUGGUGCUUCUAAAACUGUUAUGGAAGAGGCAUUGAAUGAGUCCCACAUGAAUGGUGAGCAGUCUAUUGCUGAAUUGGAAGUACCUGGAGAGAUGUCUGGAGAUGAACAGUGUACUGUAUCAAAAGAACCAGAAAAGACUGAUGAGCCAAAAUUUUGUGCCGAACUGAAGCCUCCAAGAGUUCUUGAGGCGCUGUCAGCUUCUGGGUUAAGAGCACUGAGAUAUGCUCGAGAAGUGGAUGGGAUUGGUCAAGUUGUAGCCUUGGACAAUGAUAAAGCCUCAGUUGAAGCAUGUAGGAGAAAUAUAAAGUUCAAUGGUUCGGUGGCAAUUUCAAAGAUUGAAUCACAUCUUGCUGAUGCUCGUGUAUAUAUGCUGACCCACCCUAAAGAAUUUGAUGUGGUUGAUCUUGAUCCUUAUGGUUCUCCUUCUGUGUUCUUGGACUCUGCCGUCCAAUCUGUUGUUGAUGGUGGCUUGCUGAUGUGUACAGCAACUGAUAUGGCAGUUCUGUGUGGGGGUAAUGGGGAGGUUUGCUAUUCCAAAUAUGGUUCCUACGCAUUGAGAGGAAAGUAUUGCCAUGAAAUGGCUUUGAGGAUCCUCCUUGCCAGCAUUGAGAGCCAUGCUAACCGCUACAAGCGGUAUAUUGUUCCUGUGCUAUCUGUCGCUAUGGACUUUUAUGUUCGGGUUUUUGUUCGCAUCUACACUUCUGCCAGUGCAAUGAAGAACACACCACUGAAGCUCUCAUAUGUUUAUCAGUGCAUUGGUUGUGAUUCCUUCCAUCUUCAGCCUCUUGGGAGGACAGUCUCAAAGAAUAAUAGCGUGAGGCAUCUUCCUGGGUUUGGUCCUGUUGUUCCUCAAGAGUGCAGCGACUGUGGGAAAAAAUUUAACAUGGGUGGACCUAUAUGGUCUGCUCCUAUCCACGAUGAAGAGUGGGUGACUCGCAUGCUAGCUGAUGUGAAAUCUGUUAAGGACCGGUAUCCUGCUUAUAAUCGCAUAUCUUCUGUAUUGACGAAUGUAUCUGAGGAAUUGCCUGAUGUUCCACUCUUCUUGAGUCUGCACAAUCUCUGUGGAACACUGAAAUGCACUUCGCCCUCAGCAGUAAUCUUUCGCUCCGCAGUUAUCAAUGCAGGAUACCGCAUCUCUGGAACUCAUGCAAAUCCAUUAGGUCUGAAAUCAGAUGCUCCCAUGGAUGUUAUAUGGGAUAUAAUGCGCUGCUGGGUCAAGAACCAUCCAGUGAAAGCCCAGUCAUCUGAUCAGCCAGGAAGCAUAAUACUCUCCAGAGAGCCUGUUCUUCAAGCAAAUUUCGCUCGGGCAGUGGCAUCUCUUAGCAAGUCACAAGCCAAGAAGGUUGUGCGCUUUCUUCCUAAUCCUGAAAGACAUUGGGGUCCAAAGCUUAGGGCAGGUCGCCGAGUUACCAGCAAGCACGUAUCUCUUUUAGGCUCGGAGGCAGUGAAUGGACAUCUUGAAAUUAAAGAAAGUGAAGAGCCCGAGUCUAAACGUCCCAAGGCAGAGGAUCUCACUGCAGAUUCAUGACUUUUCAAGUUCAUUCCUUAAAUUAUCUACCUUUUCUAAUGUUCCUGCCUCUGUCACCCCAGUAACCCGGUUCGAUCCCUUGCACCUGCAACAACGUUUUCCUUUCUUGAAGAUUUCUUAUGCCGGGCCCAGCUACAUGAAGCUGAAUGUCGGUUGGCAUGUCGGCCAUAAAGUUUAAGCCUGCCAGUUGUUAGAAGGCCCACGAUGGACUGCGACAUUUUCUUAUUUCUGUCGGCUCAUAACAUUGAAAAGGAUAGUAGCUACCAACCAAAUCUUAAGAGAGUUUCCCAGGUUUCUUUGUGGACCUUUUUUGUUUUUUUCCUGGUUUGUUCGAAGAAAACUUAAAGAUGCAGCUUUGCAAAUUGUAUGAGUCGGGACCAUUUUCAAAAUUCAAAUCCUCCGUCAAAAAUGUCUGCCUGAGGAGGUACAAGAGCCCCACAAUUCUGUAUCUUUCUUUGUCUUGGUUUUCCAUUACAAGCACCUGUAGUUGUGAUGGUUAUAGUGAUCAAUAUUUUUUGACAAGGUAA